Molecule: messenger RNA, 1665 nt
Organism: Chelonoidis abingdonii (Abingdon island giant tortoise)
Lineage: Eukaryota; Metazoa; Chordata; Testudines; Testudinidae
Source: RefSeq, a predicted model, not a curated record
GUUAUUCUGAAAAUGGGAGAGUCUGAUACUUUGACUCCAAAAGGAGAGAGAUUUUGCUCUGUCUCUGAAGACUUGGGCUGUAGACGUGGCGAGUUCAGCAGAAAGCAUUAUGGAUCUGUGGAGCUGCUUAUAUCUAGUGAUGCUGAUGGAGCCAUUCAAAGAGCUGGACGUUUCCGAGUGGAAAACGGAUCUUCUGAUGAGAAUGCAGAUUUCACCCCAGGUACAUGGCGCAGAACAGAUGUGCACUUGGAAAACCCAGAGUACCACACCAGAUGGUAUUUCAAAUAUUUUCUAGGAAAAGUUCAUCAGAAUUACAUAGGUACAGAUGCAGAGAAGAACCCUUUUUUUCUAUCUGUCGUGCUCUCCAACCAAAACAAUCAACGUGUCCCUCAAUACCGCUCAAUUCUCUGGAAAAAAACAGGUACUCAGAAAAUAUGCCUCCCUUACAGUCCCACAAAAACAUUAUCAGUGAAAUCUAUUUUAAGUGCCAUGAAUCUUGACAAAUUUGAAAAAAGCCCUAGGGAAAUUCUUCACCCUGAGAUACAAAAGGAUUUACUGGUUCUUGAAGAGCAAGAGGGCUGCGUAAAUUUUAAGUUUGGAGUUCUUUAUGCCAAAGAUGGUCAACUUACAGACGAUGAAAUGUUCAGCAAUGAAACCGGAAGUGACAGCUUUCAAAGAUUAUUGAAUCUUUUGGGUGACACAAUUACACUGAAGGGUUGGACAGGCUACAGAGGAGGCCUGGACACUAAAAAUGAUACAACAGGAAUAUAUUCCAUCUACACAGUGUAUCAAGGGCAUGAGAUUAUGUUCCAUGUUUCAACUAUGUUACCAUAUUCUAAAGAGAACAAGCAGCAAGUAGAAAGGAAGCGUCAUAUUGGAAAUGACAUUGUCACUAUCGUGUUCCAGGAAGGGGAAGAAUCUUCUCCAGCAUUUAAGCCGUCCAUGAUUCGCUCUCAUUUUACACAUAUUUUUGCCUUAGUGAGAUAUAAAGCAAAUGAUCGGAAUGAUUCUUUCAUUAGGCUGAAAAUAUUUUCAGAAGAAAGUGUACCUCUCUUUGGGCCUCCCCUUCCAUCCCCAUCUGUGUUCACAGAUCACCAGGAAUUCAGGGACUUUGUACUAGUGAAGUUAAUAAACGGGGAAAAAGCCACCUUGGAAACCCCAACAUUUGCUCAGAAACGGCAGCGCACUCUAGACAUGCUGAUUCGUUCUUUAUACCAGGACCUCAUGCCUGAUCUACACAAGAACAUGCUUAAUAGGAGGUCCUUCAGUGACGUGUUACCAGAAUCCCCUAGAUCAGCACGGAAGAAAGAGGAGGCCCGUCAAGCAGAAUUUGUCCGACUUGGUCAGGCACUGAAACUGAAAACCAUUGUGAGAGGAGAUGCCCUAACUAGUUCAGCAACCACAAGCCUCUAUAAAAAGGAGCCGUGGGAGUCCCAUUGUUUCUGCAGUAAUUUCCCUCAUGAAGUUGUUUGUGCGGAUUCUUGGGGCCAGUCCUUGCUAGUUUCUACAGAUGUUGGUGUCCUGCUAAUAGAUGAUGGCCAGUCAUCAGUGCAAGUAUUUGAUAAAACUCUCCAGGUGAAACAGAUGCAUGUGCUGGAAGCUUUGGACCUUUUGAUUACCAGGGCAGACAAAGGUAGGAUUCCUUACCUCUUGGUUCCAAUAUGA